Messenger RNA from Mercenaria mercenaria, 14735 nucleotides. RefSeq lists its product as uncharacterized. NCBI's taxonomy places the organism in Eukaryota, Metazoa, Mollusca, Bivalvia, Venerida, Veneridae. The record is from RefSeq and is a predicted model, not a curated record. Bases 393 to 14735 code for a protein of 4780 amino acids. The transcript is spliced from 39 exons.
CUAGUUAAGUAACAACAACCGGAAAUUACAAGGAGAUACUUUUCACUUAUCUCUUAAUUUUGGACCAAUUAAUCCGAUUGCACGUCCUCAAGUCAGACAAGUUAUAUUCUACUUCCUUGUCAGGCCCUAGGCCUAACUAUAGAGUUGCACAUUUUGUCUGAGUUCGAUAAUCUACCAAUCAGAAUCGAUUUUUAACUUUUAAACAUGCGCUUCGGAUAUAAAAGAUAGCACAACGCUUUUAGAUGACCAUUUUGCGGACGACUUAGAAAGAUGUUCUAAACAUCUACUUUCUAGCCCGCAUCUGUUUUGCAGAAAAUGAAUUUUAAGUGAUGUAGUUUGCGAUUUGCGAAUAAACAUAUAACGGAAUAAACAACUUUUUCGCAGCGUUCAUUAUGUCACCUUACGGCGACAGAAUGUUGCUGCUUUUAUUAAUAACUUUCUGGGAUACGGCGGCCGCAACGGACUGCUCGAUUUAUAAUUCCGCCGGCAAAUUUGAAAUUGCGGACAAUAGGGAAUGCACAUUAUCGUCGGAUCUGUCCGCUCAAACAGUAACGGUUUAUGGAAAGGUAAAAAUAACGUCGGCAAGUUUAGUGACUAUUCAGGCUACAACAAUUGACAUUAAGCCUGGUGCUAAAAUAUCCGCCGACGCCGUCGCCGGUAGCGGACCUGGACAGGGCAAUAGUCAAGGAUCUGGAGGUGGCUAUGGAGGCCGUGGUGGCAGUCCAGCCAGCAGAUUCUUGACUAGCUCUGAAUCUGUCGCAUAUGGGAGUGCAACCGACCCACGCAGAGCAGGAAGUCCAGGCGGGGGCUCGAACAAAGGCUAUGGUGGAGGUGCCAUACUUCUCAACGCUACUGGUAAUAUUGAAAUCAAUGGUAUUUUGUCGGCCAAUGGCGGUGAUGCCUCUGGGAACCUCGGAGGCGGAGGUAGCGGUGGAAGUAUAUACCUAGAUGCCAGUAUUAUUCAGGGUUCUGGUGUGAUUACCGCACGCGGUGGAAAUGGCUUUGGCAAUGGCGGCGGUGGGAGUGGGGGCAGAAUAAUUCUUAAACAUGGAACUUUGGCGUCAACGGUUGAACUUUUUGCUGAUGGUGGACUUGGUGGGAACACGGAAACUUUGCUACAACAUACCUCUACGAGUGCAAGUUCGAGCGAGAGAUACUAUCCUGCUUCGUAUGGAUAUAUCGGCAACCAUGCAUCACGUCUAUGGCGCCCUGUCCAGAGCGCGUAUUCCGGUGCCUAUCUUGAGAUGACGCUAAAUGCCAACUAUUACGUUACGGCUAUACAAACUAAAGGAGGGUCAAGCUACUACGUUAAAUCGUAUACUGUCCGGUACUAUAAUACCACAGCUGCUGCAUGGCAAAGCAUUGGAGAUGAAAAUUAUGUAUUCGGUAGCAACACAAAUGCAGUUACAAAAGUCAAACUGCCGAGACCUGUGUACACAUCUAGAAUACGACUGUAUCCAAAAUCUUGGAGCUCUGGCAUUGAGUUGGCAUUUAGAGUGUACGGUUAUUCCAAAGUGCCUGUCACAGUUCCAGCUGGAAUAUGCUCCCCAGCAACCGAAGGGGGUCCGGGUGGUCCGGGAACGAUCUUUUUUAUGAAGACAAACAGUCCUUCGACACUGGUUGUAAAUAACUUUGGAAAGAGCCCGUACAUAGGGAUGGAUGACAGUUGCCAAAAUAUGGAUGUUUUGACUCAAGGUGCAGCCGCAUAUCUUUUUGACACAGUACGAGAUCUAGAAGACUUGGUGAUUUACGAUGGCUCACAUGUGGUGUUUGAAGCAAACCAGGUGGUCACUAAUAUUCUUGGAGACGGGCGAUCAAUGAUACAUAUCCUAAAAGAUACUACUGUAGAUAUAAACGGUAAAAUGACAACAGGUGCUGAUGUAAAAGCCGGUUCGGCGAUCCGAUUCUCUGCAACACCGACAGUAGAAAUUGUCAGUAUGGUCAAUGUAAGUGGGUCUUUUGAUCUUAUUUACCCAGAUAAGCAGUCUCUGGUCCUUGAAAGUGCAGCUUCCGUGACAAUCAACUCAACUUCAACAACACGUAUUAAUUGUACAAAACUGGAAGUAAAAACAAAUGCAGAACUCAAUAUUUUAAAGGAUAAUGAAGUUUUUCACCUUGAAACAACCGAAUUUAAAAUUGACGGCAGAUUUUUGGCUAAUGAAUUAAAGAUAUAUGAUGUUAUUAAGAAAUUCGUUGUUGGUAUCAAUGGCGUGGUGGACUUUGACCCGGUAGGUUCCGAUAUGUACCUGGGCCCAUACAUCGAUAUUAGAGGUGAUGUGACCUUAAAGAAGCAUAUUUCAGUUGUUCAGCCUUGCACUCAUUUUCUUCUAGAAGGGGGCAAACUAACUUGGCCUAAAACGUCCGACAUAAUUAAACUUGGAUGUUCGAUUGUUAAAAUAAACAACGUUUUUAGUCCUGGAACCGUAUCAUUUGAAGCAGGAGUGGGACAAUUAGUUGUUGGAUCUUCAGGAACAUUUACAUUCAAGGCAGACGGUCCUAUCCGUGUAAACUCAGUUUCUAUCGCGGGAAAAAUGAUCGUGGAAAAUAUUGCCACUUUUGAAUCACACAUUUCUCCUGAUAAGCGCAUUACAGAAUUUGAGAUACAUAGCCCUAACGGAUUCUUGCACUUAAAUCAAAAACACUUACCAGCGCAAAUAGACUCGAAAAUAAUAAAUCAGCCAUGCAAUAUUUUAAAAGUAAAAUCAUUGACGGUGGACAAAACCUUCUACGCUGAUAAACUUAGCUUGCAUUCAGGCAUAGAUGAUCUGUCUAUGUUUAAUGACGGAUAUUGGAGGUUCUCAGUAUGCGAUACUUUCCGUAUAAACAAGAUUAACAGUAGUGGUACGAUAAUAUCUACAGCUGACCGUUUGAUAGUAGAGGCUACAACAAUUGAUAUAAAGGCUGGCGGUAAAGUGUCUGCUGAUGGUGUGGCUACUACUGGUCCUGGAACUGGUAACAAUCUUGGAUCUGGAGGCGGCUAUGGGGGUCGUGGAGGAAGUCCUGCCGGCUCAUUCCUAACAAAUACCGAUUCCAUGGCUUAUGGAAGUUUUGUAGAACCACUUGAUCACGGCAGUCCAGGUGGUGGAGUAUAUGGUGGCAAAGGCGGUGGUGCUAUUUUACUUAACGCAACCGGCUACAUAGAAAUCAAUGGCAUUUUGUCGGCAAAUGGGGGAGAUGCAACUGGGUCUGAUAGUGGAGGUGGCAGCGGUGGUAGUAUUUAUAUAGAUGCUAAUACAAUCCGAGGUUCUGGUGUGAUUUAUGCCCGAGGUGGAGAUGGUUCAGGUGAAGGAGGAGGUGGAGGUGGUGGGAGAAUAACCCUUAAACAUACAUCUUUCUCGUCUACUUUGGAAGCAUUUACCGACGGUGGACUUGGUGGGGCAGCUGAAGUUGCACUCGGUCAUUCAUCAAUGGAUGGCAGUUCCCAACAUUCCUCAUACCCGUUACCAUACGGAUACCUGGGCACACAUUCUUCCCGCUCUUGGCGUCCAAGGUCGCAGGCUGAUGCUUAUCUGGAACUGGUGUUAAGCACGCAGUACUAUGUGACGUCACUGGAAACACGCGGAGGACCUGCUUCAAACUACUACGUCAAAUCCUACACUGUCAGAUUCUAUAAUUCUACAUCUCACACUUGGCAAAGUAUUGGAGAUGAAAAUUACAUUUUCAUAGGGAAUGUAAAUGGUGGAGGCAUCGUUAAAAACAGGCUUCCUAGACCUCUUUACACAAAUAGAAUUCGCAUAUAUCCAGAGUCGUUCAACGGUGGAAUAGAACUUGCUUUCAGAGCAUUCGGGUAUGCUCGAGGAGCCGCUUCUCUGGUUCCAACGGGAAUAUGCAAGCCGGCAUCAAAAGGCGGCCCUGGUGGUCCAGGCACCCUAUAUUACCUGAAGAAGAACUCCGCAUCUACUGUCGUAAUAGAUAAUAUCGGAAAGAACACGUAUGUUAAACUGGAUGCCGACUGCAAAAGAAUGGACGUAUUAUCACAAGGUGGAGCUGCUUUCAUUCUUGACCACGGAGCCAAUCUUGCAUAUAUCAUAAUCAAUGAUGGGUCACAUGUUGUCGUUGCCUCAGAUCAUACUUUGAAACAUGUAUAUGGAGACGGAAGAUCCAUGAUCCAUGUGGUAUAUAACACUACACUGAAUAUUGAUGGUGACAUGACUGCGCAUGCGCACAUUCAUAAGGGAUCUUCGAUGAAUUUCAACGCAGAUCUUUUAUCAGGUUUUGUCAGUUCAAUUUACGUCAGCGGGUCAAUAAAUCUUACAAAACCCAUUAAUCAAUCCUUGAUACUUGCUGAGCCAGCGUCCGUUACGAUUGAUUCUGUCUCCAUGACUCGAAUACACUGUCUGAAAAUGGAAAUUCGAGAAAAGGCUGAACUAAAUAUCAUGAAUGAAAACGAAACUUUUCAUUUGGAAACCACUGAGAUAAAAGCCAAUGGAAAAUUUUUCGCCCAUGAGUUGAAAAUAUAUGAUGUUAUUGAAAGAUUCAUCGUUGGAAGCAAAGGUGUAGUGGAUUUUGACCCAGUAAGUUCCGAUAUGUAUAUCGGUGCUUAUAUAGAUAUUCGUGGUAAAGUGACUUUAAAGAAGUACGUAUCAAUUGUCUAUCCUUGCAAUCAGUUUCUAUUAGAGAGAGGUACGCUAACAUGGCCUGCAACCUCCGAUAUUAUUACAAUGGAAUGCGCAAUAGUAAAAAUCAAUAGCGCAUUUAGUCCUGGAAUAAUUUCAUUCGGAGCUGGAGUGAACCAGUUCACCAUUGGUCAGUUCGGUUCUUUCUCGUUUAUAGCAGAUGGUCCAGUCUUGGUAAAUACCGUUUCUAUAGCUGGUAAAAUGUUCGUUAGAAAUAUCGCCUCUUUAGAGUCACACACAUCAACCGACCGGCGAAUUGGAAACUUUCAUAUUCAUAGCCCUGGUGGACUUGUGCAACUAAGUUUUGAGAAUUUAGCCUCUCGUACAAACGCAACAGCGACAAAUCAAAGAUGCAGUAUUCUUAAAGCUAAAUCGUUAACGAUAGACAAAAUAUUUAAUGCUAGAGAUCUUGAUAUUGAUGCUGGAAUCGAUGAUAUUUCCGUUAAUACAUAUGGAUCCUGGUCAUUUGGGCCACGUGAUACUUUCAAAGUGAACGAAUUGUAUGUUAAUGGCACGGUAACUUCAGCUUAUCCGCUGACCCUUGUUGGCAAACAUGUGCAUAAAGUUCAUACCAUCCAUAUUGAUGUUGGUGGUACAGUAACUCUCAACUCUAAUGCUCAAAGUACACGUGCGUGGACAAGCGAGUCUACUAUCGGAGUUCAUGAUUUUACCAUCGACGGAACCCUUAAAGCUGGAUUGCUAAAAAAUUAUAUCAACAACACUGAUGGCUGGGACAGGUUAAACGUUAAUCAAAAAGGAUCGUUUUUUUCCCAAGCGCACGGACAGAUGAUGAUUGACUAUUUAUACGUGGAUGGUCACUUCGAAUCAUACAGAACUGUACGUAUGAACGGUAGUGAUACCGAUCUUAUCAUCCACGUCGGUUCACAUGGCAACAUGGUAUUUGACUCAUUGGUAACGUCUAAAUGGGAAGAAGAAUCUGACGUACAGUGUUCUAGGAUACAGAUGGAUUCUGGGUCUACCUGGCAAUCGAGGAAUACAAGAUGGACAGUACAGGAAGCUGUAAUCAGUGGAAAAUUAUAUUCAUAUCCUUCGUCAGAUGCGCUUAUCGUCUUCUUUACCAUACGAAACGGCGGCCUUGUCGAUUUUUCUCGCACGUCAGUCAUCAAAGGAAAUGACGUUAGCGUAGAUGCAGGUGGGACGUUUGAUAUUGAAUACCAACAUGUGCCGGUAAAUACUAGCGAAGGAUUGGGAGAAUCAAAACUGUUAUACAAGACUGUCAUCGUCAGCGGUACUUUGAAAGCAGGCUCCGUAUAUAUUGGCCAUCUGGGUAAUGGGGUGCACUUUCUUGAGAACAUAACUAUUUCUGGAACUGUUGAUGUCAGUGGCGGCGGAUAUAUCUACGACAGAGGACCAGGAAAGGGACAGAUUAAUACACAAGGAGCCAGUGGAGCCUCACAUGGCGGGCGCGGGGGUCGAGGAUAUAGUGGCAUGAGAGCACUACAAUCAUAUGGCUACAUCUUUACAAACAGCUCAUGGGGAUCUGGAGGUGGAAGUCACUCGCCAUUUGGGAAAAGUGGAGGACGCGGUGGUGGUUACGUAUACAUUGACGUUAGACAGAAUAUAAAGAUCAGUGGCAACAUAAAAGCAAACGGUCUAGAUGCUUUAUCGCCAUUUGCUGGUGGUGGUAGUGGAGGGGAUAUUUCCAUACACAGUGACAAAUCGUUUGAACUUACCGGCCAUCUUUACUGCAACGGCGGUAAAUCGUUAGGAAAAGGAGGAGGUGGUGCCGGCGGAAGAAUACAUGCUUACUUUAAAACUGCCAAUUAUUACAGUGGAUAUGUGCAAGCAAAAGGUGGCAGUUCCGGCUCUGGAGAAGAUGGUGGACCAGGGAUGUCAUAUUUUCAAGGAGAUACGAUAAGAAAUCUGCGGGUUGACAAUGGCUGUCAACAACCAAAGACGACAGAACCGACAGGAAGUGUUGCUGGUGCCACAGAAUUUGAUGUAUAUCGUGAAACAGGUGCCAUUGCAUACUUGCGACCCCCAUCUGAUAACUUUACGUUUGAUUUUACCCAUGUGGAACUGUAUGGUGGUGCUCAUCUGACUAUGAAUGGUACUGGCACUGUUCUUAAGACUGAAGUUAUGUAUGGAGAUGAUACAGGUCACCUACAUAUCGGGCCGGGACAUAUGUUUCACUUAACGAAGGUUGCAAGAUACGAACGCGCUAAUGUUACAUACGAAGUGUUCCUGUACGAAGAUGCUACAUGGAUCACUCCAGAGGCAACCCUCGAGUUUCGGCAGGUUUUAGAUCAAAGAGGUUUAGGCAUGCCAACACAAGCCACCUCAUGUCCAGCGAAUCAGUUAAGGUCUACUUCCGGCAGAUUCUGGGGACCGAUAGAAGGAACAAAAACUCAUGUUCUUGUCUCUACUGGUGGUAACAUUAUACUUGGUCUUGCUGGUAUCCGUGAAAACAAGUUUGCCAACCUUACAGUACAGGACCGAGGUAUCUUGGAUCUUCGUACGAAAUAUGGGGAUGAAAGAGACAUUUGGAAUCUUGAGGUGAGGAGAGGAUCCCAUAAUGGACUAAUCACUGUAGAAGCUGGGGGUUUACUUAAAGCUAGAAACCUUAAAAUUGACACCGACAUUCUGAAAGUGGAAAAGCGUGGAGUAGUCUCGCUCUCCGGCCAAGGACUAACAGGAGGAGAUGGAGGAGGGUCGGUUGGCGGAGGCGGAAGUUUUGGAGGCCGUGGUGGAAAUGGCAAUAAUGGUGGCACAGCUGGACAUAUAUAUGGCAGUGCGUACAAUACUAAGUUAAUGUUUGGAAGCGGUGGUCAUGGUGCUUCUACCACGUACGGAACAGGAGGUGGAAUACUUGAUCUUGACAUUAGCAAAAUUCUACAAAUUGAGGGAGUAAUUGAAUCCAAUGGGAAAGCUGGUCAUUCUACAACUGUUGCUGGAGGAAGUGGGGGAUUUAUCCUGAUAAAUGCACGAGAUCUCGAGGGUUCAGGCAGUAUACAAGUUACAGGAGGAUCAGGUGCAACUAAUACCGGUGCUGGUGGGGGUGGCAGGAUAGCAAUAUACUACAAGAUAACUUUAUUCUGGUUUGGUCAGCUUGAUGCAAGAGGAGGUUCAGGCUCUGCAGGAGACGGUGGAGCAGGUACUAUUUACCUGAAGGAUAUGGUAGCCUACGCUCAGAAUGAAACACUGAUAAUCGACAACUUUGGCCGGACUAGUUCCACACUUGGGGUUACUGACCACUCCUAUGCAGGUUAUAACAAAGAAGGUGGAAGGACAUGGCUAGACGAUAGUGAACUAAAACAAAUGGAUACAAUCAAAAUCGUCAGAAACGCACAUUUGGCAAUACAUCCGAAUCUCAAGUCAAACAUAUUUGAUCUUAAAGCUUAUCGAUUUGAAGGAGAUACUACUGGAAGUUUGCAUGUUGGACCGGAACAACAAGUAAUUGUGCAGCAUCCUGAUGACCUUGAAUUUCUCGUCAAUGUUUAUGUGUACAAGGGAGGAACGCUGCUUUUACCAUCUGACUUUACUUGCUACAACAUAAAAAUGCACAUCUGGGGUACAAUUGGAGUGCAUGAUAUAACUGUCGGGGAAAAGUGUUCGCUAUACUUAGGAAAGGAAGGAACCACUAAACGCACAGGUGUAUUCCCAGAAAAAGGAGUAUUUGACUUCGAGGAAAUCACGGUAGCUGCCGGAGGUGAAAUUGCAUCAACAACAGAUAUAACAGGAGCAAAUGAUAUACUCAAUAUCAAGGCAGAUAAAUUUCGUGUAAAAGGCGGAGGAAGAGUCCAUGCUGUGAAAGUGAAUAUAGAAGCCGCCACACUUAUCGUGGAUGAUCUUGGAGAAAUAACAGGAGAUCUACAUGAUGUUCCGUGCAAUAUCCUAUACCGCGGGAAAGAUGGCACUGCAGGAUCUGGUGCUGGACACGGUGGGCGAGGUGGCGGCAACUCUGACAAUGUACUGACAGGUGCACCAUAUGGACACAUCUUCGAACCCACGACCCUUGGAUGUUCUGGCGGGAAAUCAUCAGUUUCUGGACGCGGUGGUCGUGGUGGUGGUACCAUCUAUCUCAACAUCACGAAAGAACUACAGAAUGACGGUGAAAUAAGUUGUAAUGGAGAAUCUGGUACCGGAGCUAGUGGUGGGGGAAGUGGAGGCUCAAUCUUUAUAGACGUCGCCAAUAUAAAGGGUUACGGUGAAUUUCAAGUGACUGGUGGAGAUGGUUCUAGCGCAAGUAGUAAACAAGGUUGCGGAGGAUCGGGAGGUCGCAUUGCAAUGUACUUUAACAGAAACUUCACAUUUUCUGGAUCCUGGGAUGCGUUCGGUGGUAACACGCCGAUACCAGAAUGUGAUGGUGCGUCGGGAACCGCCUUCUUCUAUCAUAAUGGUUACAAGCACUCCACACUUCUUAUAAACAACAUUGGGAGAGGUGUUGCCGGUGAGAAAGGUGUCAUCGCUGACUACUCCGACCUGUCCAAGGAUACAACACAUACGUGGUUUCUACCCCAUCAUGGAACAAGCAACAGAUUCCAAACAUCUACCAACAAAUACUACUUCGACGAACUACAAAUCUACGGUAACGCUCACUUAGCUGUACUUACCAACCCAGUAGGGUCAAACGCAACUAUUUACUUCGAAAACAUGAUUGGAGACCGUACAGGGGCUAUUCAUGUAGGAGCCAAUCAAGUCAUGGAUUUGAAACGACAGCGAAUUGAUCUUCCAUUCAAUGUCCACGUUUAUCCGGAUGGAUUCUUGGGUCUUGCACCUGAUACAUAUGUGCAAGAUAUUGAUAUUUUUCUCAACGGAACCCUUGCCUAUGUCGAAAAUUUGACGCUUCAUCACGAUGGAAACCUUUGGCUUUACAAGAAAGGGCAGACGAAUAACUUGCAGAGCAGUUUCUACGAGUUCAAAUUUGUUCAUGUCAAAACUGAUGGUUAUAUUCACAUGAUUACCGAUCCUGUUGAACAAAAGGGUAUUCACUUUACAACUAUUUCCACACAUAUAGACGGUGGAGGACUGAUUCGAGGAACACAUUUGUAUUUCAAAUCCUUGAAUAUCACAAUAGAUGCAGGUGGGCAUCUAAAUGCGGACUACCUUGGAUACAGGGUUGAAGAUAUCAACACUAACGAUUAUGGCAUUUAUGGACGGAUAAACCCAGGUCGUGGACAUACAGGUUCGGUGUCGGCAUCCGGGGCAGGACACGGUGGUAGCGGAGCAAGAGGGGAAGGUGAGACCAUGGGCGGCUCUCCAUAUGGUGAUAUUUACGAACCAACACUUUUUGGAUCAUCUGGAGGCGGUAAUGGUGGUGGUCGAGGUGGAGGACGAGUAUGGUUAAAUGUAACAAACACUAUUCAUAUUGACGGUAAAUUGACGGCAAAUGGUGCCGACGGCGUCACAGACCAAGGAAAAGUGGGCGGUGGCGGCAGCGGUGGGAGUAUCUGGCUCCAUACAAAUAGAGUAACCGGUUUUGGGUUAAUUCAGGCUCAAGGAGGUAAAGGUUCAUACUUUAAAAGUUCGAACACUGAGAAAUCCGGUGGUGGAGGAGCAGGCGGAAGAAUUGCAAUGUACUUCAAAAAGAACGUCACAUUUAGUGAAUUCCGUUACCUUGCUAACGGGGGUUGGCCAGGCAGAGAAUGCGAAACUUGCGAAGCCGGUGGUCCAGGCACUGCAUUUUUAUAUCAUAUGUUAGAAGAUCAUAGAACACUUAUUGUAGACAAUAAUGGAGCUCCCUCCCCAAGGGAUUUAUACGUUAACUGGAACAACAUUAAAAAUGACGGCGGACGUGCUUGGAUCUUACCAGUUUCCGGGAUUCAUGCCUUUGCGAUGGGAACGACUGGAGGAUACGCAUAUGAAUUUGAAGAACUGCAAAUUUAUGGAAACGCACAUUUAGCUGUGAAACCACCAACUGCAGAUAAUUUUAUUGUAGCAGAAACAGACGUAGAUAAUAGACAUUUGCAUGGGUCAGUAGAUGAAAAGAAUUACAAUGUCAUUAUUUUUUUCAAAUAUACGAUCGGUGAUCGUACCGGAUCCGUCCAUAUUGCAGCCAAACAAGCUAUGGAUCUGAUGACCGGUAUGGAGCGGGAAGAAAUGGACCUUCCCUACAACACAUAUACAUACAGAGGGUCAUACCUCGGUUUAGCACCCGUGACUUUCGUUCAUGGUGUUGAAAUACAUUUGAGUGGUAUAAUGGCUAAUGUCAAAAAUAUUACUCUUAGACUCGGAGGGUAUUUAUGGCUGAGGCACGGAGGUCGCACAGUCGAUGAGGUCGAAAGUACCUACAAAUAUGACUAUGUCAAAAUACAAGAUGACUCUUCUCUGAACGCAACUACCGAUCCAAUUGAUGAGGAGGGGAUUAAUUUCAUUCUUAAAGGACUAACAAUCGAAGGCGGUGGAAUAAUGCAUGGAACGUAUGUUACAGUUAAUGCAGAAAAUGUGACUGUAGAUGCUGGCGCGCUGUUAUCAGCAAACGGUCUAGGGUACAGAUUUGAGCAUGAUGAAGCCACACACGGUUCUAAAUCCGUACAUGGCAAGGUCAAUCCCGGAGCCCCAGAUCCGUGGAAAGGACAAGGUGGCGGUGCAGGACAUGGUGGAUCAGGAGGUAAAGAGGAAGGUACAACAGCACGAGCAGGAUUUGCUUACAGUGACAUCUACGAGCCGCAAAAUAUGGGAUCAUCCGGUGGAGCUGGUUCAAAUAAUCGUGCGGGUGGUAGCGGCGGUGGACGACUUUGGUUUAACGUAACAGAUACGAUUUUUAUCGAUGGAAUUAUCUCUGCAAACGGUGCAAAUGCUGUCUAUGAAGGAGCCGGCGGAGGAUCAGGCGGAUCCAUUUGGAUGCACUGUAAUAUCAUUCAGGGAUACGGUUUAAUCACUGCGCAUGGUGGGAAAGGGUCCACAUAUUCUCCUGAUACUGGCAGUGGUGGUGCAGGCGGAAGAGUGGCUGUGUAUUUUAACAUCAACGAAACUAUGUCGACCUUUCGAUAUCUUGCGUAUGGUGGACCUGCUGGCGGUGUACAUUCUGAGCACGGCGGUGCCGGUACAGUAUUUAUUUACAAUAAGUUCGAAAACCACACUACGCUCAUUUUGGACAACAACGGCCAGCAUCCAAGAAAUAAGUACACCAUCUGCCAUGAUUCUGCUAUAACUAGUGACUCCUGUCGAACGUGGAUAUUACCAGAGUCUGGUUACAAUGAAUUUGCUAACGGAAAAUUUAAAUUUCGUUUCAAUGAACUACAAAUUUACGGCGCCGCCCACAUGGCUGUAUUAUCAGAGCCGGUCGGCACCCCAGUCGACAUUUUCUUUCUGUACAUGAUAGGCGACAGAACAGGGACUAUGCAUAUUGGCGACGAACAAGAUAUGGAUUUGCACAGGCCGGAGAUUGACCUGGCGUUUAACGUUAAAGUAUAUCAGGGUGGUUUCCUUGGUCUUGCUCCAAAGACCAUAAUUCAUGGCGUUACAAUUUGGUUAUGUGGUGAAUUAGACCAUGUGGAAAAUCUGACCUUACAUCAUCAAGGUUAUCUGGCUUUGCAUAACGGUAGUUAUACCACUGGCAAUUCUCCUGAUAAUUAUACGUUCCAGUGGGUAAGAAUACAGGAUAAUGCAACAAUCAGCAUUCUAACUGACCCAGUAUAUCAUAUUCAGUCCAGUUUUACUGCGAUCAAUGACAUUUCUAUGGAGGGCGGAAGCUGGUUCUAUGGAACAAAUAUGAAAAUCAUUGCAGCAAAUAUUAUGUUGGACUUUGGGGCAACUAUUCAUGCAGACUCUCUCGGUUAUAGACCAGAGGAUCCGCAAACACCUAAAACCAACCGUGGCUUGGGAACUACAAGUUCAAGCGGUUCAUCUGGUGCAGGCCAUGGCGGUACAAGCGGAAAGGGUGCAGGUACAACGCUGACUGGUCAGCCUUAUGGCCAUCUUUUUCAACCUCAUGAAAUGGGCAGUGCUGGGGGAGGGGGGAGGAAUGUUGGCGGACAGGGUGGUGGAAUGCUCUAUAUUCAAGUAUCAGAUCGACUGAUGAUAGAUGGAGAAAUACGAGUAAACGGAGGUGACGGUAAAGCAAAUUCCGGAGGUGGUGGAUCCGGCGGUACAAUUAUAAUAGACACCUACAAUUUCAGAGGUAUGGGGAACAUAACAGCAAAUGGCGGAAGUCGAUACGCUGGUGGGACAGGUGGCGGAGGUGCAGGUGGUCGUAUCGCUAUCUAUUUCCGGAAAAAUGUGACAUACUGGGGUGAAUACCAGUGUCAUGGCGGAUAUUCAAUCGGAAAGGCUGAGUCCGGAGGGCCAGGUGUAGUCUUCAUCUACAAUGUAGAAAAGAACCAUAGCACACUUUACAUCAAUAACAGAAUGCGACAGACAACAGAGGAAGUCAACUUGAUCAGGGAUUACACAGACAUAUCUAGAGAUCGAUUCAAAGCAUGGAUAUUACCAGAUUCGUCAGAUCACUGGCUAGCUGGUGGAAACGACGACUAUAGAUUUAACGAGCUGCAGAUAUUCGGCAACGCCCAUCUGGCAUUGUUGCCUAAACCUUAUGAUGGUAGCUGUAAUUUACAUUUCUUACAUAUGAUAGGAGACCGAACCGGUUUCAUUCACGUUGGUCCCUACCAAGUGAUGGAUCUCAAAAGAUUCUUCCUGGAUACACCUUUCAGCUCCUAUGUUUACAAUGGAGGCUACCUGGGUCUAGCUACAGAGACCUUCCUAGAGAGCGUAUUUCUGCAUAUUGAAGGCACUGUUGAUCAUAUCCAUAAUCUCACGCUCAUGCAACGUGGCGCUUUAAAACUUUUCAAAACAGGAUCAACCAAUAGAAGAGCUCCACUCAAUUACGUUAUUAAAGGUCUGACAGUCAUAAAAGCAGAGUCGUAUAUUAACUGUUCCAGUCCGAAUGCAGAUAGAGACGCAUAUAACUUGAGGUUUGGCUGGGUAAUUGUUGAGGGUGGCGGUCUCAUAAAAGGUGGAAAUUUGAACAUUACGGCAACGGACUUCACUAUUGAUGAUGGCGGUUAUGUAGAUGUGAGCGAUGGAGGUCAUCUUCCAGGUCAAGGGCCGGCUGCUGGAACAUGGAGCAUUUUAGGAUCAAGCGGUGCUUCUCACGGUGGGAUCGGAGGUCGUGGCGGAUGUGGCGGCUAUAUCACGUGCAGACUCGAACGCAACUUGCCGUACGGUAACCUUUACAUGCCGAAUGAACAUGGGAGUGGUGGCGCAUUAGUUAACGGCGGAACUGGUGGAGGUAUCAUUCAUAUGCAUAUAGCCCACACACUAGCAGUAGAUGGUUAUAUCAAAGCAAACAGCAAGAACACAGUAAGCAGCAAUACAAAUGGGGCCAGCGGAGGGAGUGGAGGCAGUAUUACGAUACAGACACACAAUUUCACAGGAAGUCACACAGGUCAUAUACAAGCCAUUGGUGGUUCAGGGGAUGUUACAAAAGGUGGCGGAGGUGCUGGUGGCAGGAUAGCGUUGUAUCACUCUCGUCAUGUGACAAUUCCUCACUAUAGAGGUUACUUUGACUCGUUUGGAGGCAAGCCUGGUACCAAUGGUGAAGCUGGAGCUGCUGGUACUGUGUAUGUACAUGAUGGGGAAAGGUCAUAUAGUAUGCUACAGAUUGACAACAAUGGUCAGAGACAGAUUGCAGAAGAGACCGCCAUCUUGAAUGAAGGACACAGGAUAGAUCUCUCCUCUUCCCCUGGACAAUACAGCACUAGCAAAUCUUACACAACUAAACAUGGACAUGCUGUGUCAGUUAACCAAGAUAUAUAUACAUCUUACUAUCAUUCACACUUGUACAGACUGCAUCACCUGUUUGAUCAGACUGUUGGCUCUUCAUGGACGGACCACUUCAUGGCGAAUGCUGGAUCUGCUAGGAUCACCAUAACCUUAAAUCAGCAGAUGUAUAUCAACAAGAUAAAAGUUUAUCCGACUGUUGGACGUAGUACCAAGUUUAAGAUCACUGGAUACAAUAAGCUGUCAGGAGCCACUUUUGAUGUGACAAGUAACUAUAUUCUACCAAGCAACCAUGGAAUACAAGGAUCCUACAUAGACUUGCCAGUUGGGAAAGAAGCUGUCAAGUUUGAUUUUGAUCUUAUAGGAGUCUCAAACACACAUGUAGCUCUCAGUGAAAUAGAAAUCUUUGCAGAUCCAUCCCCAGAUGAACACAGGUAG